UUUAAUCACUUUGUACUUUUUAAAUCUCUCUAAAAAAAAUUAAAUGGCAGAUAACUCUCAGAAAAUGGCUUACCAUGUUGGAGAAGCCAAAGGCGAAGCUCAGGAGAAGGCGAGCAAUCUGAUGGAUAAGGCAGGCGAUGCAGCCCAAUUAGCCAAGGAAUCAAUGCAAGAGACUGGACAACAAAUGAAGGCCAAAGCACAGGAUGCAGCUGAUGCUGUCAAAGAUGCUACUGGCACGAACAAAUGAAGUUUUUGUGUUUCCACACUUUCUUUUUAAUACUAUUAUUUUUAAAGCACAGGGUAUUUCCAAC
This is a messenger RNA of Momordica charantia (bitter melon), 311 nucleotides long. RefSeq lists its product as uncharacterized. NCBI's taxonomy places the organism in Eukaryota, Viridiplantae, Streptophyta, Magnoliopsida, Cucurbitales, Cucurbitaceae. The record is from RefSeq and is a predicted model, not a curated record.